Messenger RNA from Nanorana parkeri, 319 nucleotides. Its product is annotated as actin-related protein 3-like. The transcript has 2 exons. The annotation marks the transcript as partial. Gene Ontology annotation, cellular component: Arp2/3 protein complex; actin cortical patch. Gene Ontology annotation, molecular function: actin filament binding. NCBI's taxonomy places the organism in Eukaryota, Metazoa, Chordata, Amphibia, Anura, Dicroglossidae. Gene Ontology annotation, biological process: Arp2/3 complex-mediated actin nucleation. The record is from RefSeq and is a predicted model, not a curated record.
AUUAAGCACAUCCCCAUUGCUGGAAGAGACAUCACGUAUUUCAUUCAGCAAUUACUCCGAGACAGAGAAGUCGGCAUUCCUCCGGAACAGUCCCUGGAAACGGCAAAGGCUGUAAAGGAACGUUUCAGUUACGUGUGCCCGGAUCUGGUGAAGGAGUUCAGCAAGUACGACACGGACGGCACCAAGUGGAUCAAGCAGUACACGGGCGUCAAUGCCAUCUCCAAGAAGGAGUUCAACAUCGAUGUCGGAUACGAAAGAUUCCUCGGCCCCGAAAUAUUCUUUCAUCCCGAGGUGAGUGGCGUACAUCCUGCGCCGUGUG